GCUCAUCGAGGUAUUGCGCUGUCAGGCUAAUAUCCUCAAGCCUGGAGACGGCACGAUGAUGCCAAGCCACCGUCUCGCCGCGGCAGCUAUCCUCGCGACAGCUUCGGCACUCACAACAACGACACCCAAGCAGAGGCUCAGGAGCAGGCUCCAGCCGUCAAAAGAUGAGCUGCUAUGCGAUCCCCAGAGCAAAGAGCCGCUGGCAGUGAAAGCCCAAUACUUCAACGGUGUCACGAAGAAAACGUACCAGUCGCCGACGGCGACGUACGGCACGCGCUUCGGCUUCGUCGACCUCGCGGAAGCCAAGAGACCGCGGACGGCGCGCGAGAUCGCCGACGAAUUGCGGGAACAGAUCAUCGGCCGAACAGCCGCCCAGCGCGUGCAGGAGGACACGUUCCGCAACCCCUUCGUGUCGUUCCUGUACGAGCGCGGGUGGCGCGACAGCUUCAAGCGGAGCGGCUUCCCGGGCGCGGACGAGGAAUUUGCGGAGGUCGAGGAGCUGUUCGGCGACGCGCUGAGCGGCCCGGGCGCGGACGUCGUGCUGGACAUGUCCUGCGGCACGGGCCUCUUCACGCGCCGCCUAGCCAAGGCCAAGCACCCCGACACGCGCGUCAUCGCCGCGGACUACUCCGAGAGCAUGCUGGUGGAAACCAAAAGACGGCUGGAUGAGGCCGACCUGAGCGUGGAGCUGUUCCGGGUCGACGUGGCGCAGCUCCCCUUCAACACCCAAUCAUUAAGUGCCGUGCACGCCGGCGCGGCGCUGCACUGCUGGGUCCAGCUCGAGGCGGGCCUCGAGGAGAUCCGCCGCGUGCUCAAGCCGGGCGCGCCGUUCUUCGCGACGACGUUCCUCGUCGGCGCCAUGGGGACUGAUUCAUUACCGAAGGCCGUGCGCGACCGCGGCUACCGCUUCUUCACCGUCGACGAACUCGAAAAGUUAUUUGUGGAGGCGGGCUUCGUCGACGUCGUCGUGCGGAAGGAGGCGCCGGCCUGCGCCGUGAUCACAUGCGCCGCGCCGUCAUCUGCGCCGUCGCCACGAUCGGUGGAGGAAUGGCGGGCGGCGUGCGAUGAGGAGGUCGUGUCGUUCUACGACUUCGGGGUGCGGAUGUAAGGAUGCGUGUUGUAUG
Messenger RNA from Pelagomonas calceolata, 1124 nucleotides. The record is from the annotation of a GenBank genome assembly. Lineage: Eukaryota; Pelagophyceae; Pelagomonadales; Pelagomonadaceae.